AUGCCCAAAUCAAAGCGCGCCAAGGUCGUACACCUCACGAAGACGGACAAGAAGGGCAAGGAGCUGUCGUUGAAGCUUUUCGCCAAUGUCCAGGAAGCGGCGGACAACUUCGAGCACAUUUUUGUCUUUUCUGUCGAGAAUAUGCGGAAUUCGUACCUGAAGCAGGUGCGCGCUGAAUUUGCAGACAGCCGGUUUUUCUUCGGCAAGACAAAGGUAAUGGCAAAGGCGCUUGGCCAGACGCCCGCAGAAGAGCACCUCACCAAUCUGUCCAAGCUCACCGAGCAUUUGACUGGCAACGUGGGCCUUUUCUUCACCAGCCGCGACCCCAAGGAAGUCAUUGAGUACUUCGCCGCAUACUCCGAGACCGACUUCGCGCGCGCCGGAGUCACCGCCACACAGACGUUCACGAUUCCUGCGGGCGUAGUGCACUCAAGAGGUGGAGAGCUCCCAGAGGAUGACGACGUACCGCUUCCCCACAGCGUGGAGACGACGGUCAGGAAAUGGGGCAUGCCUACACGACUCGACAAGGGAAAGAUUGUGCUGGAUAUUCCGUACACGGUGUGCAAGGAGGGCGAGGUCAUGAACAGCCACCAAACGGCGCUGCUGAAGAUGUUCGGUGUGGCUAUGGCGGAGUUCAAGGUCGAUUUGACGGCGUACUACUCGAAAGCAACGGAGUCGGUCACGGAGAUUGACGCCAUGGAGGAGUAG
Messenger RNA from Dothidotthia symphoricarpi CBS 119687, 708 nucleotides. RefSeq names its product mRNA turnover protein 4. Lineage: Eukaryota; Fungi; Ascomycota; Dothideomycetes; Pleosporales; Dothidotthiaceae. The transcript is spliced from 2 exons. Gene Ontology annotation, molecular function: RNA binding. Bases 1 to 708 code for a protein of 235 amino acids. The record is from RefSeq and is a predicted model, not a curated record. Gene Ontology annotation, cellular component: nucleolus; preribosome, large subunit precursor. Gene Ontology annotation, biological process: ribosomal large subunit assembly; ribosomal large subunit biogenesis; rRNA processing.